AUGAGCAUGCUGGCCGGCAGCGUGUCGUCCUCCGGCCAGCUCUACGUUCGCGCGCUGUACGACUACGAUGCCGACGACCGCACAAGCCUGAGCUUCCGCCAGGGCGACAUCAUACAGGUCAUUACCCAGCUGGAAAGCGGCUGGUGGGAUGGAGUGAUACGGGGCACCCGCGGCUGGUUUCCCAGCAAUUACUGCGCCGUCGUCUCGCAUGGUUAUGACGGCGGACUAGACGGGACGACGGGGCGGACAGGCGAGCCAGAGGCAGAAGAGGAAGCAGAGGACUACACGGAGCACGAAUCGGGCGUUGUCGCUCCUGCCCACCAAGAUGGGGCGGCCAGCACCACACAGGAGGAAGCGGCAUUUUGGAUACCCCAGGCCACGCCAGAUGGACGAUUAUUCUACUUCAACACGCUGACGGGCGAGAGUACCAUGGAGCUGCCUCUGGAAGCGCCCAUAUCGGCCCAUGAGAGUGGCCCGCGCGAUCGCACCAACAUAUUCGUGCCCGACCAAACACGACCGCCAGCGGAAUUCCUGUCGGCGGGCUAUGAGCGCGACGAAGACACCGACUAUGCUUCUGCUUCGGAAGCCGAGGACGCGUCGGUAGCACAGGGAUCAAAGGCCUCGAGUCAUCGACGCAGGCGCUCAUUUCUGUCCGACGGCGUGUCACCCGCAACGUCCAUGGAUUCUUUGACUGCUCCUUCUCCGAUGAGCCGCUCUCGCACCAAUCUUACGGAAGCAAGCAACUUGUCGCUUUCGGCUAUGCAGCAGGGAAUCCCGCCCAUUGGUACCACCAUGAGCUCCUUCGCUAACGCGCCCCCCAGCGCAUCAAGGCUUUCGUUAUUACCUCGGAGGUUUUUCGACGAUGCCCAUGCGAUUCCUCUAACGUGGAAUACCAUGGUGGAAGACAUGCGGCGGGCUGUACAGCGAUAUCGCGAAGUCAUCACCAACGGCGAUCGAUCCGAAUACGUGCGCAAGGCAGAGGACAUAUCGGACCACUUGCGCUUGUUACUUGCCGCCGGCUCCGGCACCACGGACAAUCAUUCGGGCAACCCUUCAAUCAUUUCGACGAACAAAGCACUGUACCCGCAUUUCAGAGAAAUGAUGUCAAGGUUUUCCAAACUGGUCCUUUCCUCCCACAUUGCAGCGGCCGACUUCCCCACACCAGACUCGACUCAGAAGUGCUUGCAGGAAGCUGAAGGUGUGCUGCACGGUGUCUACGGUUUUGUGGAGGUGGCGCGACAGCAGCGUGGCGAGGAAAUUCCCAGAUUGGUGCCGGGCUUUGUUUCGGGAAGCCGGACGGCGGGUAACUGGCAAAGCAAUGGUCUCGAUCCUCGCAACAAUCUGGCUCUUUUCUUGGACGACGAGGCCGAUACUGUUGCAGAACCAACUGUUGCCCUUGACUCGGCCUUGCUCACACGCCUAGACGACCUCAAGCGGCUCAUCUACUCGUCCAUCCAACGCCUCGACCAGCACCUCAUCAUACGGGACAAGCUCAUCACGCAUCAAAGGCAUCGCCAGAUUAGCGAUUCCAUUUGUAAAUCGGGAAGUCAAGUUGUCGAAGUCUGCCGGCCGUAUUUGUCCACGAUUGAGUCCAUCAACCUUGCACCACUCACAUCCCCAUUUCAAACCCCUCAACUCAACGACUUUUCCGAGCACAAGCAGAAGCUAUACGACUCGACUUCCGACUUGAUCGUGGCUUGUCAGGCGGUUGCCACACCACUGGGAGACGAAUGGGCCGAAGUUAGAGGGCCGUCAUUAGAGGAGCGCGUGAGCCGCGUGAAAGGAGUUGGGCGAGAGCUUGACACUUCGGCUUCGCAGAUAUUAUUCUCCCUACAGCUACUCUCCGAGUUGAUCCCACAGUCUGAAACAACAAGCAGCAGCUCGCAUCGUCUCACCGACGGCGGGGCAACGUAUGAAAGACACAUGAGGAAUGGCUCCCAGAAUCUUAGGCCUCAGCUCGCGGAUGUUGGUCAUUCAAAGUCAUACACAGAAGGUACCCCUGCUCCCGCGGACUCUGGACCCGCACCGGGGUCUGCUGGGGAAGUGUCAAAAGCUAUGCGAUUCUUUGGAGAGGUACCAGGGCGAGACUCGGAAGAAGAGCCCAAUUUUCUUAGAUUGGAUCACGAAGGCGAAAUUGCAUUUGACACCAAGACUGAUCCUCCACAACUUCGCGGGGGGACUCUGGUCGCGCUUGUGGAACAGCUCACACGACAUGAUCGACUGGACUCACCUUUUAACAAUACCUUCCUCCUCACAUAUCGAUCAUUCACCACAGCACCGGAGUUGUUUGAACUGCUAGUCAAGCGAUGGACAAUACAACCUCCGUAUGGCUUGGGCGGUGCGGAUCUGCAGACGUGGACCGACAAAAAGCAGAAGCCCAUCCGUUUUCGGGUUGUCAAUAUUCUCAAAUCGUGGUUUGACAACUACUGGAUGGAGGCGAAUGACGAGACCAGUCAGCAAUUAAUGCAGCGAGUCUAUGCUUUCGCAAAGGAUACCGUGCAGUCGACAAGUACUCCAGGAGCUGGUCCACUCAUGACAGCCAUUGAACAGAGAAUGCGUGGUCAGGAUUCCUCAAGCAAGCGGCUGGUGCUCACACUCAACUCACAAGCGCCGCCUCCGAUAAUACCAAAGAACAUGAAGAAGUUGAAGUUCCUCGACAUUGACGCCCUGGAAUUCGCCCGACAAUUGACCAUGAUCGAAUCGAAGCUGUACGGAAAGAUCAAGCCUACCGAGUGCCUCAACAAGACAUGGCAAAAGAAACUCGCCCCGGGCGAGCCAGACCCUGCCGAUAAUGUCAAGUCUCUGAUUCUCCAUUCAAAUCAAUUGACCAACUGGGUUGCUCAAAUGAUCCUGACCCAAGCUGAUGUCAAACGGCGUGUUGUGGUCAUCAAGCACUUUGUCGCCAUUGCGGACAAAUGCCGAUCGUUGAAUAACUUCUCCUGCUUGACUUCGAUCAUUUCCGCACUCGGCUCAGCGCCGAUUCAUCGAUUGAACAGGACAUGGUCACAAGUGAAUGCCCGAACCACACAGACGCUCGAAUCCAUGCGCAAGCUCAUGGGCUCGACGAAGAACUUCAACGAGUAUCGUGACAGUCUACACAAGGCCAACCCACCCUGCAUACCGUUCUUUGGAAUCUACCUGACCGAUCUAACCUUUAUCGAAGAUGGUAUUCCAGGUGUCAUCAAGAAGACGCAACUCAUCAACUUUGCCAAGCGAGCAAAGACGGCAGAAGUGAUUCGGGAUAUCCAGCAGUACCAAAACGUGCCGUAUGGAUUACAACCAGUUCCUGAGCUGCAAGACUACAUCUUGAGGAAUAUGCAGAGUGCGGGCGACGUGCAUGAGAUGUACGAGCGUAGUUUGCAGGUUGAGCCGCGUGAGAGAGAGGAUGAAAAGAUUGCAAGAUUGCUAUCGGAAUCAGGCUUCUUGUAG
This is a messenger RNA of Ramularia collo-cygni, 3429 nucleotides long. Its product is annotated as related to cell division control protein 25 (GDP/GTP exchange factor). The transcript is spliced from 3 exons. Lineage: Eukaryota; Fungi; Ascomycota; Dothideomycetes; Mycosphaerellales; Mycosphaerellaceae. The coding region runs from base 1 to 3429 and encodes 1142 amino acids. Gene Ontology annotation, biological process: Ras protein signal transduction; positive regulation of GTPase activity. Gene Ontology annotation, molecular function: protein binding; guanyl-nucleotide exchange factor activity. Gene Ontology annotation, cellular component: plasma membrane. The record is from RefSeq and is a predicted model, not a curated record.